Aspergillus saccharolyticus JOP 1030-1 is the source of this 303-nucleotide messenger RNA. RefSeq lists its product as uncharacterized. NCBI's taxonomy places the organism in Eukaryota, Fungi, Ascomycota, Eurotiomycetes, Eurotiales, Aspergillaceae. The transcript is spliced from 3 exons. The record is from RefSeq and is a predicted model, not a curated record. Bases 1 to 303 code for a protein of 100 amino acids.
AUGGAGUGUUUUCGGCAGCUGGCUCGACUGGUCAAGGCCCCGUUCAAGCGCGAAAAGCCGCAGCAGCGGGUGCUGGAAAUUGGACCCCCCACCGACUUUCGCAAGGAGGAAAUGCCUUCCUUCUUCCCGGACGAUGAUGCCGCCACUCUGCACAGUCGUGGAUCGACCCUGGAGAAGGAGAAGGAUAUUGCCAUUGCGGCGGUAGAACGUCAACAGUCGACGCGGGAUAAGAUCAAGACGCACGUCCGGAGACUGAGUGUUCGGGCGGCAGGGACUAAGCCGCUGCCGGAUCAAGAGGAAUGA